Musa acuminata subsp. malaccensis (wild Malaysian banana) is the source of this 4457-nucleotide messenger RNA. RefSeq names its product 5-oxoprolinase 1. Gene Ontology annotation, molecular function: 5-oxoprolinase (ATP-hydrolyzing) activity. Gene Ontology annotation, cellular component: cytosol. Gene Ontology annotation, biological process: glutathione metabolic process. The record is from RefSeq and is a predicted model, not a curated record. NCBI's taxonomy places the organism in Eukaryota, Viridiplantae, Streptophyta, Magnoliopsida, Zingiberales, Musaceae.
CCCUUCUUUCAAAAGUAUUAUCUUUUUUGUUUCCCCAAUUUACCGCCGCUUCACAAUUCAAGAUUAAUUCCAGACCGCAAGCAAAAAUUCACGAGUCACAAUUUAACACCGGAAGGUAACCGAGGACUUGCACCGGCAAGCCCUACCUCAAAUUUCCAGUCACAAGGCUGGUACGCCAGCUGGCUCCCGGGCCGUUGCCACCGCCUUCCGACCUCCGAUCGAACCCGAUGGGUUUGGUGGCCGGUUCAGUUGCACACAUGAAAUCAUUUUGUUUGAUGACCUAAAAACCAAAAUGGUUUAGUCACGAGCGAGGCUAUCCAAGGAAAUCUAUCGCCUUUCGCCCCCUUCGCCCCCCGCUUCGUUUGGGUGCAUCUCCCGGUUUUCCUGCUAAAGACUUGGCAGUGGAAGCCAAUUUAGUAAAUCAUCUCAUACUGUCAUGCGGAAAUCUUAGGAUCUUACAGUACUUGGUACAGUGCUUUAACUUCUGAGACAAGACAGCACAGGAAUGGGAAGCAUCAAGGAGGAGAAGUUCAGGUUCUGCAUCGACAGAGGAGGAACAUUUACGGACAUCUAUGCUGAAGUCCCUGGACAAUCAGAAUGCUGUGUAAUGAAACUCUUAUCGGUAGAUCCUUUGAACUAUGAUGAUGCUCCUAUUGAAGGGGUACGUAGAAUCCUGGAAGAGUUCAGCGGCCAGAAGAUUCCCCGGUCUUCCAAGAUUCCCACUGACAAGAUUGAGUGGAUUCGAAUGGGCACCACGGUCGCCACAAAUGCUCUCCUAGAACGGAAAGGUGAAAGGAUUGCUCUUUGUGUGACCCGUGGGUUCAAAGACUUACUUCAGAUUGGGAACCAAGCACGGCCAAACAUCUUUGACCUAACUGUUUCGAAACCAUCAAAUCUCUAUGAGGAAGUUGUAGAGGUUGAUGAGAGGAUCGAGCUUGUUAUUGAUAAAGAAAAUGCUACUGCUUCGAUUCCGGGGAUAUCCGGGGAGCUCCUCAGGGUGGCAAAGCCCAUUGACGUAGAAGGGUUACGACCUUCUCUGAAAUGUCUACUUGACAAAGGAAUCAAUUGUUUGGCUGUUGUGUUGAUGCACUCCUACACCUACCCUCAUCAUGAAAUUUUGGUUGAGAAUUUAGCCCUGAGUAUGGGUUUCAGGCAUGUCUCUUUAUCUUCAGCUUUGACUCCCAUGGUGCGUGCCGUGCCUCGAGGUCUAACAGCCACUGUGGAUGCCUAUCUGACACCCGUUAUCAAAGAGUACCUAUCAGGGUUUAUGUCUAGAUUUGAAGGCGGGGCAGAAAGGGUAAAUGUCUUAUUUAUGCAAUCGGAUGGUGGUCUUGCACCGGAACAAAGUUUCUCUGGGCAUAAAGCUGUCCUGUCUGGCCCUGCAGGAGGGGUUGUUGGUUACUCUCAAACGCUCUUUGGGCUUGAAACAUCGAAACCCCUUAUUGGGUUUGAUAUGGGUGGCACAUCUACAGAUGUGAGUCGCUACAAUGGGUCCUACGAACAAGUACUUGAGACCCAAAUCUCUGGUGCCAUAAUUCAAGCACCACAGCUUGACAUAAACACUGUGGCUGCAGGUGGUGGUUCGAAGCUCAAGUUCCAGUUUGGUUCCUUCCAUGUGGGACCUGAAUCAGUUGGGGCACACCCUGGUCCGGUCUGUUACAGGAAAGGUGGGGAAUUAGCAGUGACUGAUGCUAAUUUGAUAUUAGGAACCAUUAUUCCAGACUAUUUUCCAUCCAUCUUUGGACCAAAUGAGGAUCAACCUCUGGAUGUUGAAGCUGCCAGAAAAGAAUUCGAAAAGCUAUCUAUUGAGAUAAAUUCUUACAGAAAGAGCCAUGAUUCAUCAGCAAAGGAUAUGACAAUAGAAGAGAUUGCUCUUGGCUUUGUAAAUGUUGCAAAUGAAACAAUGUGUCGGCCUAUCCGUCAGCUAACAGAAAUGAAAGGUCAUGAGACAAGAAAUCAUGCGCUUGCUUGCUUUGGGGGUGCAGGUCCACAGCAUGCAUGUGCUAUAGCCAGGUCAUUAGGCAUGUCUGAAGUCCUUAUCCACAGGUUCUGUGGCAUUUUGAGUGCUUAUGGAAUGGGCUUGGCUGAUGUCGUUGAGGAGGCACAGGAGCCAUAUUCUUCUAUCUAUACUCCUGGUAGUCUUCUUGAGGUCUCUCGAAGAGAGUCUGUGCUAUUAACACAAGUGAGACAAAAGCUCGGAGAUCAAGGUUUUGGAGAUGAAAGCAUAAACACAGAAACAUAUCUCAACUUGAGAUACGAGGGCACUGAUACAGCCAUCAUGGUCAAACAGCCAACGGGUGAAGACGGGAUUGAUUAUGCUGGUCGAUUUGAAAGAAUGUUCCAGAAAGAGUAUGGGUUCAAGCUGCAGAACAGGAAGAUUCUCAUAUGUGAUGUGAGGGUUAGAGGUAUAGGAGUCACCAACAUCUUGAAGCCUAGGGAGCUGGAACCAUCUAUGGGUAUUCCUCGAGCAGAAGGUUCCUACAAGAUCUACCUUGGCAAAGGCUGGCUGGAGACUCCAUUAUUCAAGCUUGAGAAAUUAGGAUAUGGGCACACCUUGCAUGGUCCUGCAAUCAUCAUGAAUGGUAACAGCACGAUUAUAGUGGAACCAAACUGUAAGGCAACGAUCACCAAGUACGGUAAUAUAAGAAUUGAGAUCAACUCAGCCCCAACAGCCAUAGAUAUAGCAGAGAAGGUUGCAGAUGUUGUGCAGCUCUCUAUUUUCAACCAUCGGUUUAUGGGUAUUGCAGAACAGAUGGGUCGAACCCUCCAGAGAACUUCAAUCUCUACAAAUAUAAAGGAGAGGCUGGACUUUUCUUGUGCUGUUUUUGGCCCCGAUGGAGGACUUGUUGCUAAUGCCCCUCAUGUCCCAGUUCAUCUGGGGGCCAUGUCAAGCACGGUAUGUUGGCAACUAAAUUACUGGGGUGAUAACCUUUAUGAAGGGGAUGUUCUUGUCUCUAAUCAUCCUUGUGCAGGCGGAAGCCAUCUUCCUGACAUAACCGUGGUAACUCCUGUUUUUGACAAUGGCAAGCUAGUUUUCUUUGUGGCCAGCAGAGGGCACCAUGCAGAAAUUGGUGGGAUAACUCCAGGAAGUAUGCCACCCUUCUCAAAGUCUAUAUGGGAAGAGGGUGCCGCGAUUAAGGCAUUCAAACUUGUGGAAGGAGGUAUCUUCCAAGAAGAGGGAAUUGUUAACCUGCUUCAAACACCUGGUUGGGAUGAAAAGUCUAAUAAUAAAAUCCUAGGAACUCGCAGGCUUCAAGAUAAUCUUUCUGAUCUUCGAGCCCAAGUAGCAGCAAACCAGAGAGGCAUAGCUCUCAUCAAGGAACUCAUUGAUCAGUAUGGUUUAGAGACUGUCCAAGCAUACAUGUCUUUUGUACAGAAAAAUGCUGAAGCAGCUGUGAGAGAGAUGCUCAAAACAGUUGCAGCUAGAGUGGAACAAGAAAAGGGAUCUGUUGUUGUUGAAGAAGAAGAUUAUAUGGAUGAUGGUUCUGCAAUCCACCUGAAGCUCAGCAUGGACUCUGAAAAAGGCGAAGCUAAUUUCGACUUUGAAGGUACCAGCCCAGAAGUUUAUGGCAACUGGAAUGCUCCUCAAGCAGUAACCGCAGCAGCAGUCAUAUACUGCCUUCGUUGUUUGGUGGACGUUGACAUACCACUGAAUCAAGGUUGCCUAGCUCCUGUGACAAUUCAUAUUCCUGAAGGCUCCUUCCUUUCACCAAGUGACAAGGCAGCUGUAGUUGGUGGCAAUGUACUUACAUCUCAGAGAAUAACAGAUGUUAUUCUAACUGCAUUCCAGGCAUGCGCCUGCUCUCAGGGUUGCAUGAAUAACCUGACCUUUGGCGAUGACACUUUUGGUUACUAUGAGACCAUUGGAGGUGGGAGUGGUGCAGGACCAACUUGGGAUGGAACCAGUGGAAUUCAGUGCCACAUGACCAACACUAGGAUGACGGAUCCAGAAAUAUUUGAGCAGCGGUAUCCUGUCCUUCUUCACAAGUUUGGACUCCGAGAAAACAGUGGAGGUGCUGGAUAUCACAGAGGGGGUGAUGGCCUGAUUCGAGAAAUAGAGUUCCGGCAGCCUGUUGUGGUCAGCAUUCUUUCAGAAAGGAGAGUGCAUGCACCUCGGGGCUUAAAAGGAGGCAUGGAUGGUGCUCGUGGUGCUAAUUACCUGAUCAAGAAAGACAAGCGAAGGGUGUAUCUCGGAGGGAAGAACUCUUUGAAGGUGGAUGCCGGUGAGAUUCUUCAGAUAUAUACUCCUGGAGGUGGUGGAUUUGGCUCUCCUCUUUGAUGCCUUUAUAUGCAUUUGCACUCUCUCGUUUUGCUGGAAUAACCGAAACGCAUUUGUUUGGCAUUGAAUGGAAAGUAUGAACUGUUUGUGACUCGGGUCUCCGAUCUUCAAAAUAAAUUUGCAAACGUUGCCCUUCUCUCUUGAUUACCGGAAAAAAUAAGAGAUGACUUUGAUUCAA